Messenger RNA from Daphnia magna, 1423 nucleotides. Its product is annotated as Krueppel-like factor 16. The record is from RefSeq and is a predicted model, not a curated record. Lineage: Eukaryota; Metazoa; Arthropoda; Branchiopoda; Diplostraca; Daphniidae. Gene Ontology annotation, biological process: regulation of transcription by RNA polymerase II. Gene Ontology annotation, molecular function: DNA-binding transcription factor activity, RNA polymerase II-specific; RNA polymerase II cis-regulatory region sequence-specific DNA binding.
AAAAAUGUGGAGAAGAUUAGCAGACUGGCAACAAAACACAAAAUAGAUAAGGUGGCGGGAAAUUCCACUCCUUUUUCACAUGCCUUUUGGCGCAUCGAGAACGUUCCUAUGGUAUCGCCUCUGUCGUGAUUACGUUAUCGCUUCCACGAACAAGAAACGUGUUUAUUUAUUCGUUGAGACACCUGCUGCAAGUUUCGCGUCUCGACGUAAUCUUUCAACUAACUUAGAAGCAUAAGUCAUUGGUGUUGCUACUUUUCCUUUUAAAACAAACAUUGCUGUUGAACUUUAAUUGAUGUGAAACUUCACCAGUUGGGAACGGAUGGCUUCAUUUUAUCACAACUGGAAAGAUUAGAUGAGCUCUGUGGUAGUCUCCCAGGACAUGCAACCAACUUCUGACUACUUCAAUUGCAAUUGCAGACAUCUGACUGUGAAAGACGAAGAGUCUCUUAGUGCCGGUUGUGUGAUGGAUGAGGACGAAGCCAACCAAGCGGCCUAUUGUCUGCUGGCAAUGUCGAGGGCCACCACCGAUCGAAGAGGCAAAGGUGGUUCGCAAGAAGCCCUGAGCACAGCUUUAGGCCAUCCGACAGUGAUGGAGCAGCCGGCAGGAGCCUAUGCCAGUGCGGCUAUUGCUAUCCCAGCUGCUGCUUCUCCUCCUGCUCAAACAAGUACGACCAGGAAUGCUGAUGCUACUCACCAUCAACAGCCGUCGUCUUCACCGUUCAUGAUCGCCCGCAUUUUGACCGAUCUCACCCGCGUGCGUCAAGAUCUCUUCAGCUGUGAGCCUUUACAAAAAGCCACGCCGCCGACUUGCAAAGCCUCCAACCAGCGAAAUCCGAAUCCUGCUGCAGUGACGGGUGGCAAAUUACACCAUUGUUCCUAUCCGGCUUGUCAGAGGACUUAUGGCAAGAGUUCUCAUCUCAAAGCUCAUAUGAGAACACACACUGGUGAACGUCCAUUUGGAUGCACAUGGCCGGAAUGCGAUAAAAGGUUCGCCAGGUCGGACGAGCUGGCUCGACACAUCCGGACGCAUACAGGAGAGAAACGAUUUACCUGUGCCGUGUGUCAAAAGAAAUUCACUCGGUCCGAUCACCUCAGCAAACACGUGCGAAGGCAUUCAAAAAUGGAUGAAGGGUCGCCAAAGAUUCGGCGGUACAAAUCGGGAGAGAGCAGCAAGAGUAUCAUCAACGUUAGUCCAUCUGCUUCGCUCGAUUCCAGCGAUGGAUGCAGCACGAAUCAAUCUUACGUUUCAUCCUGUUCGGAAAGAGAUGCAACAAGAUAAGAUUUUGAUUAGGCUCCAGAUCGCGAUCAUUUUUUAGUUGUUAUCAAUGUGAAUUCCCGAUGUUGUAUUCAGAAUUUUAAUUGUUACUUUGUUUCUCAAUACGGUUUAAGGUUUUAACCGAGAAUAAACUAGGAUGUUCUUUUA